This is a messenger RNA of Exaiptasia diaphana, 1219 nucleotides long. RefSeq names its product E3 ubiquitin-protein ligase NRDP1. The coding region runs from base 250 to 1149 and encodes 299 amino acids. Gene Ontology annotation, cellular component: plasma membrane signaling receptor complex. NCBI's taxonomy places the organism in Eukaryota, Metazoa, Cnidaria, Anthozoa, Actiniaria, Aiptasiidae. The transcript has a single exon. The record is from RefSeq and is a predicted model, not a curated record. Gene Ontology annotation, molecular function: metal ion binding. Gene Ontology annotation, biological process: regulation of canonical NF-kappaB signal transduction; positive regulation of JNK cascade; protein K63-linked ubiquitination.
UUUUAUUUUUGCCCAUUUCAAAACAUUCGCUCAAUGUUGACUCAUCUGUCAAAAUGAAGAGAGCGCGCGGUAAAGUUUGAUUUUCGAUAUGCAAAUUGAUGGUGUUCUUUUGUCAGUUGUUCCAUUCAUUGUUGACGUGGCCAGCUGAUCGUUACUCACAUCCGAAUAGACUUWAAAAAAACGCUAAAAACCCGCAGAAGGACUCCGCAAAGACUAGUUUCUGGACAACGURAGUAAAGGAACUCGAAAAUGGGCUACGGUCUUCAUAAAUUCGCGGGAAAAGUCGACCCGAAUUUAAUAUGCAGCAUAUGCGUUGGGGUAUUGGAAAAACCAGUGACGACCAUUUGCGGACAUUCAUUUUGCGAGCAGUGUUUAGACACAUGGRUAGAAAGGCCACAAACUAACACAUGUCCAAGUUGCCGUGCACAUGUACUGCGAGUUGAUUUAAUUCCUAUCCAUGCGCUGAGGGGUGUAGUGGACGGUCUUCUCGUCCGAUGUGAGAACAGCGCGAACGGCUGUGAAAUGAUUUUAAAACUUGAAAAACUGGAAGUUCAUCUGGAGUCGUGCCCUUACAGUAUUAUAGAGUGUAAAGCAUGCCAUAAAGAAGUGAAAAGACUCGAUGUGAUUGAUCACCAAAACAAUUGCGAGGUUCUCCAAGCUUUAGCAGCUAAAGCAAGAGGAGAAAUGAKAAACGAUAGCUCCACUGACACCCUCUACACACAAAUCGCCGAACUCAAAAUCGACUUGGAAAACACAAAGGCGAAGUUGAUCGAGUCUGAAAACGAAGUUUCCAGAGUUGGACGUCAAUUAAAGAGGAUGAAACUUCGAAUGCAAGUUGAGGAAGAGGAAGAGCAGUUCGAUCCCMACUGGGACCCAGAAUACUCCUAUGGGUACUCCCCCUCGAGUAUAUCUCAUCUUAGUAACGUAAUUUCCAAAUACCUGCUCAACAAGCCAUAUUACGUCGAUCGUAACCGCAUUUUUAACGCUAUCAAACGUUGCCAUGAUUAUUACCAUAGUUAUGCCAGCUACACACAAGACGUACACAUGCUGCUUGCAACGGCUUUUGCUAGUAACUGGUUCACGGAAAACCAGCGCAGUAACUUCAACUGUUGGUUAACAAACCUGGCAAGGCAGAGAUUUAUUCGCUAAAAUAAAGCGAACACUUCAAAUAGUAAUAAUAAUAAAAAAAUAAAGAAAAAAGAAAAGAAAUGYUCAAUAU